AUGCGCUUCACUAGUGUUGUAGCAGCAUUGAUUGCUGUCACCAGUAUCACCAGUGCAUUCCACAUACACUCUACCGAAACCGAGUCCCUCGAACGCAGAGCUCCGGUCAAGAAGCCAUUGACUCCAGUUAUUAAGCCCGUCACUCCCGUAAAGAAGAAAGUCAUCCUGGAGAAGAAGCCAGCGAAAAAUGCAGGCAAACCAAAAAAGAACAUCCCUGAGGCAAUAAUCAAGCCCUACAAGAGACAUUGUUCCCACAUGAAACAUAAGAAGAUUGCUGCUAGAGUCGAUGAUACAUUGGUCGAGUAUGAUGAAAUCACAUACACAUUCACCGUCCUCGGAGGUGGCUUCCUCACCAAGACUUGGGUCGAAGAUGGUCACAUUCUCCGUGUUGAUAACCUCAGCGGUUGCAACGGCGUCUACUUUUUCGAUGGCACAGGCAAGGCAUCUGUCACCCAUAUUGUCGCCGGCACAGAGAGAGUCGAAGCAAGAGAUGCGGCAACAAAAGCGGCAGCAGAAGGCACCAUCACCGAGGUCAAGGUUUACGCCCAUGCUAGUUCCAAUUUCAACGCUAUUAAGGAGCAGGUAAAUCUCGUGCUGGGAGUCGGGGUUCCCGUCACACACAUACGAUACACUCACAACCAACAAGACAGAACUGAAAGAAACGGAGUUACCUAUGCAGCUGGCGAUCUGACUAAUACACUCACACCACUACCUGCAUAUCACUGUUCAAGUUAA
This is a messenger RNA of Glarea lozoyensis ATCC 20868, 735 nucleotides long. RefSeq lists its product as uncharacterized. Bases 1 to 735 code for a protein of 244 amino acids. The record is from RefSeq and is a predicted model, not a curated record. Lineage: Eukaryota; Fungi; Ascomycota; Leotiomycetes; Helotiales; Helotiaceae. The transcript has a single exon.